UCUUGCCUCGUACUUUCUCAUCUUUCGUGAAAACCCACGUUUUUGUUUUCUGUGUGUAUUUUUUUUAUAUACAAUUUCUGUAUUAAUUCAAAGUUAAUGUUUUUCUGAGCAUGGGACUUUUUAUGGGGGAUCAAGGCAAAGAAAAGUUGAGAAUUCUAAGGAACUGUUAAUUCUUCUAGUAUGUUGUGAUUGGAUUAGAUGUGUUAUUCUUGCUGUCUUUGUUUUUUUUUUUUUUUUUUUUGUUUAUGUGGGUAUAUGAUUCUGUGUUAGUUAAUGGUGUUUCUGAAUUUUUGGUUAUUUAGCCAUAACUUUUUGGUCUUUGAAUUUAGGUGUUGUUUUUGUUGAUGUUGGAAAUGCCCAUGUUUGUAGAUUAAAUGAAAUGGUAACUUUGAUAUGUAAAUUUUGAUUUAGUGUAUGUAAUAAAUUUUAAUUUCAAGUCUGAAGUCCCUCUGGUAUUUCUUCUAGUAAUUAUUAUUAGGUGAUGUUGUCUCUACUAUAAUUUUAUUAUUAUUUUGAAAGAAUCACUUGCUAUUGUAUAAUUUCGUUCUGAUGUGGAAAUAUUUUUUCGAGUUUGUUAGCUUUUUUUUUCUUUUUCUCGGUCGAAUUUACUUUCCCCUUCUAUCACUUCAAAUCCUGAAUAUACAUCAGAUAUGGAGGCAUACAUCGAUGCUUUCUUUGCUUUGAACUUUUUCUUAAUUUGUUGGUGUUGACUGCAAGUUUUCAUAAUAUUGGUCCCAUAAUUACUUGCCAUAGUAUCUAUAGUCUAUACCAUUUAUCAGAAUUGGCAGCAGUAUUCUCAUUUUUGUUUGUUUCUUUCCCCUUUUGAUGUCUUUAUAUCACUAUGUAUAUGUUCUCAUUAAAGUGUUUAAUGUUUUGUUUCUUGGUAGCUGCUGAAUUUACAGUAUUAAAAUCCUGCUUUCUUUGUCACAUUGUCUGAUGGCUUCUAUGUUAUAUGACACAGAAUUCGGCUUCUGCAUCUUCAGAUAGGGAGGGGGAACUUCUCUAUUUUUCACGGCAUAUUGUGGUUUGUAAAGACUGUUACUAGGUGGAGAUUCCUUAGUUUACACUAAGGGGCAAGAGAAAAGUGAGUCUAAAGAUGGGCUAUAUAUGUGAUUUCUGUGGAGACCAGAGAUCCAUGGUGUACUGCCGCUCUGAUGCUGCAUGCUUAUGUUUGUCUUGUGAUCGGAAUGUUCAUUCUGCUAAUGCCCUUUCUAAGCGUCAUUCACGCACCCUUUUAUGUGAGAGAUGCAAUUCACAACCUGCCUUUGUAAGGUGUGUUGAAGAGAAAAUUUCACUUUGUCAGAAUUGUGAUUGGUUGGGUCAUGGCACCUCUACAUCUUCUUCAACACACAAGAGACAGGCAAUCAAUUGCUACUCUGGCUGCCCUUCAGCGGCUGAACUGUCUUCAAUAUGGUCAUUUGUGUUAGAUAUCGCUGCCAUAAGUGAAUCUACAUGUGAGCAAGAACUAGGCUUAAUGAGUAUUAAUGAGAACAAGAGUGUUGGGGUUCCUCCAGAGGGCCAGAAUGUGUCUGGUUCAGAUGAAGUUACUGAUCAACCUGCUUUGGACAAGUCUUUGGUUGGUACAUCUUCAAUGCCUGAAUCAAGCUCCAAACCUCGUAUUCUGGACCAGCCAGCUAGACCUGCCAAUGAAUGUCUUUCAAAGUUAUACUGUCCUGCUACAAAAUUCCCCGCAUUAUGUGAAAAUGAUAAUCUGUAUGAUGAUUUCAACAUGGAUGAAGUGGAUCUAAAUCUUGAGAACUAUGAAGAACUUUUUGGUAUGGCCCUCAGUCAUUCUGAAGAGCUAUUUGAAAAUGGUGGAAUUGAUAGCUUGUUUGGGACAAAAGACAUGUCUGCUGGAGAUUUCAGUUGUGAGGAUGCUAUUGCUGCUGAGGGGUCGUCGGUUGGACAGGUCAAUGUAAUGCAACCAGCUUGCAGCAAUGCAGCAUCUGCAGAUUCCAUUUUGAGUACUAAAACCGAACCAAUUCUUUGUUUUACGGGAAGGCAAGCUCAAUCAAACCUUUCUUUUUCUGGCGUUACCGGAGACAGUAGUGCUGGAGACUAUCAAGACUGUGGGGCUUCUUCAAUGCUUCUCAUGGGAGAACCUCCUUGGUUUGCUCCUUGUCCUGAGAAUUCCCUACAAUCAGCCAACCGUAGUAAUGCUGUCAUGCGGUACAAGGAAAAGAAGAAGACACGGAUGUUUGACAAAAAAGUGAGGUAUGCCUCUCGCAAGGCAAGGGCUGAUGUCAGAAGGCGCGUGAAAGGCCGGUUUGUCAAAGCUGGUGACGUCUACGAUUAUGAUCCUUUGAGCACAACCAGAAGCUUCUGAAUGAGGGGCCUUGAUUGAUGUUCUUCGAGGAGGAAAAGGGCUGUGUUUAACAGUGUAAGCUCGGGAUCCGGAGCCGACUCUUUGUCCUUCACUGUGAAGGAUGUCCAACUUGUGAUGAUGAUUUUAUCACAAAGUGCCCCCUUCAGGAAAAUGGUGUUUGGAUUGCCUUUCUGUUAAAGCUUGGCAAUUUCUGCUGCAUAAUUCUUUUCCAAGAAUUUAAAAAGCCUUCUAAGUUCUUUGACCUUAACCAUACUUCCAUGUCUGUGAUGUGGUCAUGUAAACUCCCCCUCUGCUAUAUAGUCACAUGUACAAAUGCCUGAGAUGGCAUGAUAAGUGGCUUACUUUUAACAGUUCCAGAUAAACUACAAAGGUUGUAAAUUGUAAUAUUUGGCUUUGACAUGUAUAGCACACAGUCUACAUAUAUAAUUUUACCCAACUCUUUUAUGUAAUCAGACAAAAAUUGUAAAUUCAAUCUCUCAUGUAUAGAAUAGGAUACUAUGCAUGUUGAUGGUAGUCUAUAUAUAUAUUGGACAUGGACCGAUACAAGUUUUGUCUGUGACUUGGUAUUUUAUUUGGGUGCAUUGAUGCACUUAGAUUA
Messenger RNA from Glycine soja, 2924 nucleotides. RefSeq names its product zinc finger protein CONSTANS-LIKE 9-like. NCBI's taxonomy places the organism in Eukaryota, Viridiplantae, Streptophyta, Magnoliopsida, Fabales, Fabaceae. Bases 1097 to 2326 code for a protein of 409 amino acids. The record is from RefSeq and is a predicted model, not a curated record. Gene Ontology annotation, molecular function: protein binding; zinc ion binding. The transcript is spliced from 5 exons.